Messenger RNA from Catharus ustulatus (Swainson's thrush), 5812 nucleotides. RefSeq names its product proline rich and Gla domain 1 (gene PRRG1). Gene Ontology annotation, molecular function: calcium ion binding. The transcript has 6 exons. The record is from RefSeq and is a predicted model, not a curated record. Bases 1 to 948 code for a protein of 315 amino acids. Gene Ontology annotation, cellular component: extracellular region. NCBI's taxonomy places the organism in Eukaryota, Metazoa, Chordata, Aves, Passeriformes, Turdidae.
AUGAGGAGCUACAAACGUGGAUUGCACAGGUUGGAUACUGUGAGGAAUCUCUUCACAGAAACGGUGAUAAAAUAUUGGAACCCGCUGUCCAGGGAGGUGAAGUCACCGCCCGUGAAGGUGUUAAAGUCUGGACGUGGCCACGGUCUGCGGCCGUGGGGGCAGCGCGGGGCGGCAGCGCCGGGGCAGCGGCGGCCCUGCUCCGCACCCGGGCGGCGGCGACUUGAUACUUGCAAGUUCCCUGCCUUAACAGCAAUCACCAUGGAUAGUGUGUUCUUAACAGAGGACAAAGCCAACUCUGUGUUAAAAAGAUACCCAAGAGCCAACACAUUUCUGGAAGAAAUAAAGCAAGGUGACAUAGAACAUGAAUGCAGAGAAGAAAUCUGUAGCUACGAAGAAGCAAGAGAAGCAUUUGAAAAUGAGGAAAAAACGAAGGAGUUCUGGAAAGUCUACAAAAACGGACUCCAGGGAGAAAGUAACACAGGACAUAGCUGGUAUUCAUUUUACCUUGCAUUUCCAUUAAUCAUUGGCCUUUUUGUUAUCCUCAUUGUCGUUUUUGUCAUCUGGAGAUGCCUGUUUAAAAAGAAAAUGCGUAGGCAGUCGGUGUACGCGCACAGGGGAGCCCACGGAGCGCUGGGCGAUGGUGCUGACGGCAGAGGGCCCCUCCCGCCGCCUCUCAGCAUUGUUCAUUCCCCACAGGAGGAAAUGUAUGAAGUCAGUGGGCUCUCUCCAGGAGGUCUGAGCUAUUCGGAUGCACGGUCAGACUCAAUAUCCACAAGGCUCUCAAACUGUGAUCCUCCUCCUUCCUAUGAGGAAGCCACUGGGGAAAUCAGUGUGAGAAGAAGCGAAACUGAACAGCAUUUAGAUCCACCCCCACAAUACGAAGACAUUGUGAAUUCCAGUUCAGCCAAUGCCAUUGCACUAACCCCCAUUGUCACCAGUACUAAGUAAAUCAAGAAGAAUGCCACGGACCUUUUAAAUAUCAUUAAUCAUUUUGUAGCACUUUAUCUUGGCUUAUUAUGCAUUUCUGUAAUUUAACGGACUUGUAUACAAUGAAUUUCACCUUUUUUUGGUUCACUCGUUCUUUGGGUUUGGGAUUUUUUUUCCCCUAUCGAAUGUCUUAAAAGAUAAGGAAUCUGUAUUGAGAGUGUAGUGCAGAUACAGAUGUGGUGCUCUGUCAUACUUCUCAAAAGUACCUCUGUUUUGAAGGAUGUCACUUGUUUUAUUCCAAACACUGUCCACAUUCCCCACAAGAUUUGUGGGAUCCCUCUCCCCCUUCUUACUGCAGACUGUCAGAAUUCCCUGCAAUAGGGAAUCCUUAAGCAACAUUUUAAUAGUUACUAACACUAGAGGGGACUGAUUUUGCAGUAUUGCCUCUUGUCUGGUUGGUUCCUUUUUGUCACUUGGAUUUUUUUUACAUACUGCACCCUCUCCUGACCCUCUGGAGCCUUUGUGUUCAAACCAGGAUCUCGUGUAGAGAAUGCUGGUGUAAGAGCAAUAAUUCCAGAGUCCUAGCAGGAGAGGUGUAUUCUAAAGCUUUUGCUAUUACAGCUCAAAAUUCUGUAAAUGCUUAGAAUCUGACAAUUCAAGACACUAAUUGGUGAAUUUAAUGGUGUAAGUUUUUGUCCGUGUUCUGCCUUUCCUGUUUUCCUAUCUGGUUUUACUUUUGUAUUCUAGAGGUGAGUGCAUAUUUUAACUUCAGAACUUGAAAGUUCAUGCAAUAGUAAUAGUGGAGUACUCAAGAGUGGAUAAAAUCCUGAACAUGGACUUCCUACUGUGAUUUUCAGGUGGGACCAGGAUGCAAUCUAUAAGCACAUACACCCAAAGGCAUUACUUUCCUUUUUCAAGGGGGAAAAUGGAAAGAAAUUCAGUGUCUGAGACUUCUUUUUUUCUCCAACUAAUAAAACCUUCCUCAAGGUUUUGCCACCUAUAAACCCCUUCCUCAAGUUCUGAUACUCCCUUGCCUACUGACACGUACCUUGUGUGCACCUUGUACUGGUGCCUGUGGAAAUUCUUUGCAGAGAAUAUAAAUAUCUUUUCACAACAACAAAUAAAUUUAUUGCUUAUCCAUUCCAACAAGGAAUUCUAAGAGCAUGCAGGCAUAACCCCAAGCAUUAGUGUGGAGUGACUUUUUAAGGCUGAAGAGGUGGAUGCAGGUUACAUACAGGCUUGUACAGAAUUCCAUCCACUUGGUUUGGGUGGUACAAAUUCUAGUGUGGUGAUUCUUCUUUCACAGGUUGAUUUAAAAGUUAAUUGCUCAGUUUAAUUUCUGAGUAUUAAGUUUCACUUUUCUUAAUUCUCACACCAAGUAGCAUGGCAUUAGCUUAAUACUAUUCUGUGUUCUACUAAUCAAUUAACACCAACUGAAAUGUGUUGAGCCCUGGAGGACUAAAUUAUGUUGUGUUGGCUUUCUUACAACAGAAACCCAAAGUGUCUUGUUCCAAACACCCCAAAUGAAAUGCCAGUGCCAUCUGUUUGAAAUUGCUCUUAAUGGCCUUCUCAUGGGGGCUUGGCCCAACUGUUCCCAAAGGAUUUUUAUGGAAGGAGACUGGAAGGAAAUGGAUGGUUAUAGAUGGGUGUGGAAGCGUGCACUUUGAUAAGAAUAUGAUCUGACAUACUGACAAGUGGAGUCAGGAGUUCUCGUUUCUGGCAAAGAGCAGGUUGCCUUUAUUGCCUGCUGGGCAUCUUCAGCUGCUAUGGCAAGUUUUAUUAAAGAUGAACUCCUGGCCAAACUUCUGACUCCAGUUCUGUCAGAACUGUAACUCAUAUUUAUAUUCAUUAUAUAUAAUUGAUGUAUUAAGAUAAAUGGAUAAGUACAGUAUGUUUUGGACACUUGUAGUAAAAACUGCCUGGGUUUUGUUUGUGGAUUGUCAGACCUUUUCUUUUGAAGUGGUUUUAGCUCUUGUGAAUCCUGAAUUGCCACUUGUGGAAGUUAAAGCUCCUUUCAUACCGAGCAAGAGUUAAUAAAUACACUGCUUUAGGCAGAUUCACCAGAACAAAGUGCCUCAUCCCAGCAUGCAGAAACCACCUCAGAAAGAGCUGGUACUUCAGUGUCUGUGCCAUAUUGGCACCUCCUGUGCCUGCCAGCACAGGUAGCAGUUUUAGCAGUAACUUCCUUGUCAGGAUAUAGCCCUUUCCUUAGGAAAUGCAUGGAGAUCACCCGUGUCACAUUAGGUUGUUAAGCAGCUGUCAUCAACCCCUGAACAUGGGCAGUCUGCUUAAUAGUUUAGAGAUGAGCUGGCUUUUCCUUUUAUUCUGUAUUUUCUUUACUCUGUAUUCCACUACCACUUUUAAAGGGUUUGUUUCUGCCUCCUAAGUUGAGUGUGUUACUUUGUUACUGUGUCCUGUAGAUAUUUUUAUGUGCAAUCCAAAAUUGAUGCUUGCCAUUCCAAAAAAAGUCACAACCAAAAACUUAAAGUGAUCUAUGACUUGAAUUAAUUGGACAAUGCCUUUUCCAUGAGUACAUGAGUAUGAAAGCCAUUGUGGGCUAUAAAUUUAUUUCUUGAAUAAAUUUGAUACUUAAAUGAAACCUGUGUGGGACAGUUGUGCAAAUGCAUUUCCUCUAAAACAUGAACAGUUUUCUCCAUGUUGGAAUAGUGUCAACUUACAAAUUGAUUGUUCUGUUUUGUGAAAUGUGGGAAAAUAGCUUAGUCUUGUAGUUGACUUUUCUAACCUGAUUGAAAAAUAAAAUUUUAUUUGUACUGGGGUUUUCUACAACUUUUUUUCCUUGUUGUUUUACCUAUCUUGUAAUUGCAUUGUCAUGCAAAAAAUAAAAAUUUAUUGUUGUACCUCUCUAAGGUUUUACAACUCUGAAUGCAGUGCUGUCUUGACUGUUGACACAAAUAGUCAGGAUGCUGCCUUUCCCACUUCUGAAUGUAACAUUGAAUUUCAUCUUGUAUUAGGACUGAAAUGAUUUAGCUACUAAAACUAACUUAAAGGUGGCACUGUUUUAAGAAAUUAUGGAAAUUGAUUAUUUGCUUAGAUGAUAUUAACAUUAGUGAAGGUUAUUCUCUCUUCACUGGAUGUAAAUAACCUCUGAUUACAGUAUUGUAUAUUUUAAAGGGGUUUGGUUUACAUUAAAUUAUCCUAUUUAAACAUUUUUGCCUAUGUUGUUUAUAGAAAAUUUUUGUAACAUUUGUUUUUCAAUAUCCUAAAUAAAAAUUUUUAAGAUGCCUCUAAUUUUUCAAAAUACCCAUUUUACACAACUAAAGUGAGUAUUAACUGUGUAUUUAAGUGGUCUUUUAAUUUCCAUUGUUCCAUGAACUUACUCAGUUUCAUGAAGCAAUUUGAUUUGAUGAUAUAAAAUACAAAUAUAAUUUUGUUUGUGGGUAGGCAAGUCUAUCGUUUUAAAAUUCAGGAUCAGUUUUUAUCAGAGUUGUGAAUUUGUAGUGUUUCCUGUUUUUUAAAAAAAGCAUUUAACACUGAGAGCAUUUGCAUAGAGUCUGGUGUUAAUAAAACCAAGGUUGUGGGUUCAAUUCCUGUAUGGGUUGUUCACUUAAGAGUUGGACUUGAUGAUCCUUCUUGGUCCCUUCCAAUUCAGAAUAUUCUGUGAUUUGUUGUAGCCAUAGCUAAGUAAAGUCUCAGGCUGAGGGAAAACAAACUAGCAAAAAAUGUUGGAGGAUUUAAUUUCAAUGUUCCCCUCAGCCACUUGAAAGUGAUUACAAAAUGUCAUGUCAGCUCCAGGAAUGAUGAAUUAACAGAGAACAAAACCAAACCCAACCUUGUGUAAUGAUCCCUGCUGGAAACUGAAGGUCUCCAUUGCAGGCAGCACCAAGUGGGUGUCAUUCCUUCCGCUCUGGUAAUCAGGAUAAAGUGUCCCUGGGCUUGUUCCCCAGGGCAGCCUCUGUGGGAGAGGCUACAGAAGCCCAGAGUGAGGUUUGUGUCUCAGAGCUGUGAACUCAAGUGCAGUUUUGUGCUGCUCAUAACAAAAGGACACAGAAAGGUCCUUGAAGCAGCAGAGGGCAGUGACUUUCCAAGCUGUCAGUGCCCAGUGUGGCCCUGUGCUCCCCUUGGGAAUCUUCCAUUUGUGUAUCCCAGGCCAACUCUGUCCGAACAGGAUGCUCUGUCCUGGGUUAGGUGGGGCUGGCUGUGCACACACACAUUUGUGUCCUGCCACACAUCCAUCAGCAGGGGCUGGCCUGUGACCAUGGCUCAGUGCCCCUGCAGGCCUGGCUCCCAGCUAUGGGAACGUGGGGAUACAGUGCUAAACUGGUGCCAUGAAUCUCAGUGUCUAUAAAAAUCAGAUCAUUGUACAGGUUACCAGUGAUGAAUGUUCAUUAUUUAUUGUUUCUUAUGCCCAGAGCACUGUGCUGUGCUGCUCUAAAUCACACUGAUAGAUUUCUUUUUAUUUUCUGCAUAAUGUGAGCUUUGUAAAUGUCUCCUAGUGCCACUUGCUGAUUUUUAAAAAGAAGGAAAACCAUGUUCAGCUGAAAGCACUGAGGUGACAUCUGUACUUUUUCAUUGCUUGCUGCACACACAUUUGAUUGAUUCGCUACAGGGUAAUUGAACUUUGAAUUUUGCCAGAAGUUGAAGUUCUUCUGCAGGGGUAUCUUGGUAAUUGUAUUUUUCAUUUGGCAGUGAGUUAUUGAAUGCUAAGUAACAAAUCAGUUCAGGAAAGGUCUUUCUUAUGCUAUGUUGACCAUAUCUAUCUAUCUGGAGGUAGAUACAGAUAUCUCCAACACAUAUAUUGUACAGCAUAUCAUACAGGACUUGCUUAUGUUUACAUCUCUGUGGAUGUUUGCUAUAAUGUUAGACCUGUGUCCUCUUUGCCUGUCCUGUCUCUGUGUAUCCUGCAAUAAAGACACACUGACUGCUG